AUUUCACAUGCUUCAUAUUUCUACAAGGCAGGUGAAUACAAAUAUCAACAGCAAGAAUCUUUACGGGGCACUCCAUAAUCCAAAUGGAGUCUCUAAAAUAUCCCAUAUCUAAUGCGUUAACGACGGCUCAGAAAGUAGCCAUCAAGAAUGUUCGAGUUUUCAAUGGCGAGCAACUCACCGCGCCCACGUCAGUCGUGAUUGAUGGCGGAGUCAUCGUAUCAGAUGCUACUGGAGCACAGGAGAUUGACGGUGCCAACGGCGUUCUCAUUCCGGGACUGAUCGAUUCGCACGUCCACCUUGAAGGCGAACGACAUCUGCAACGAAUGGCCGACUGGGGUGUAACCACAGCCUUGGGGAUGGGAGAGUGGUGGCCAGAGAAGCUACACGCACUACGUAACCGUGAAGGCCUUACCGACAUCCGAAGCGCAUGUAUUCCCGCGACAACGCCCGGAAGUCUUCACAGCAAGCUACUCCCAAUUCCUCCAGAAACCCUCGUUUCCGGAUCGGGAGAUGCUUCGAGCUUUGUGAGAGACCGGCUAGCCGAGGGGGCAGACUACAUCAAAGUUAUUGCCGACCUUCCGGGGCCGGAUCAGCCAACGCUGGAUGCCCUGGUCUUUGCAGCUCAUGAACAAGGGAAGCUCGUGAUUACCCAUGCAGCGACAUAUAUUCCCUUCACAAUGGCGCUUGAGGCAAGGUCAGACGUCAUCACGCACGUCCCGCGGGAUAAAGCACUUGACGAUGAGUCUGUGGCGCGCAUGAUGACUGACAAGUCGGUAUCCGUCCCUACCCUAACCAUGAUGGAAACUAUGAGAUGGUUUAUCGGGACUGAAUCGUACGAGCAUUGCAAAGAGUCAGUUAUGCGUCUAUACAGUGCUGGUGUGCCUGUGUUGGUGGGGACAGAUUCAAACGAGGAGGAAGACUCACCGUUUCAGAUCCGCCACGGAGAGGCUUUACACCAUGAAUUAGAGCUCCUGGUUGAGGCCGGCAUGUCGACGGUUGACGCCUUGCGGGCGGCAACGUCUCUACCCGCGAAGAGCUUCGGACUGAGUGAUCGUGGGGUGAUUGAGCCAGGAAAACGAGCCGACUUGGUGCUCCUCCGUGAUAACCCCAUCAACGACAUUCGAGCAACGCGUUCAAUCCAGCGAGUUUGGUGUGGGGGAAUUGAACAUAUCAGAAACUAA
This is a messenger RNA of Fusarium redolens, 1181 nucleotides long. RefSeq names its product hydrolase. The transcript has 2 exons. The record is from RefSeq and is a predicted model, not a curated record. Gene Ontology annotation, molecular function: hydrolase activity, acting on carbon-nitrogen (but not peptide) bonds. NCBI's taxonomy places the organism in Eukaryota, Fungi, Ascomycota, Sordariomycetes, Hypocreales, Nectriaceae. Bases 84 to 1181 code for a protein of 365 amino acids.